Messenger RNA from Talpa occidentalis (Iberian mole), 1492 nucleotides. It is a transcript of the gene CUNH6orf163, whose product is annotated as chromosome unknown C6orf163 homolog. Bases 294 to 1280 code for a protein of 328 amino acids. The transcript has 5 exons. The record is from RefSeq and is a predicted model, not a curated record. Lineage: Eukaryota; Metazoa; Chordata; Mammalia; Eulipotyphla; Talpidae.
UAGCAACAGUUGCUAAAGUUACCAUGCUAGCAUGUAGGUGGGAGUGCCUGCUUAAAUCUUCCCAGAUUCAGUGCCCAUAUCUUACCUGGCAGAGGCUUUCAGUACCGUCCUUUUACAUUAGGCACAUACCUGCUACCUAGUAAUGGCAAAUUAUUUAAUUUCAACCAGCCUCUAGCAUUGUCCUAAAACCUUGAGCCUCUUUCUAGCUUUCUUAAAAUUUCUAGCUUUCCUUAGAAGUAUCUUUCUGAUCCUAAGAAUAUUUUAACUACGUAUGGUAAAAGACAAACUGAAUUAUGAUCAGAAAUUCGACUUACACAAAUUUUGUUUGCUGUGCUGUUUGUAAUAAAAUAGUUCCACCACCCCCCUUUGGUGAAAUCUUCAAAAAGAUCCAUGACUACAAGCCAUUUAAGACACGCUUUUACACUCACAAAGAUAUACUGGAUAUCGGAGCAGAUAUUCUAAGUAGAGAAGAGCAUUUUCAAGAGGCCUUAGUCAAAGAACUUAUUAAAAAAGCAGAAGCUGAAGUAUGGAUUAAGGCUGAUGAACGCCAAAAACUAGCAGUGGAGAAAGCUCUUGAAGAAGCAAAUGACAGACACAAAAUUUACAUAAAGAUUCUGGAAGAGGAACAUCAAAAAAACUUAAAGGAAAUGGCAGCUAAAACCAAGAUAGAAGUGCAUCAAGACAUGGAAGAUGAAAUGAAGAGAGAGCACAUGGCUGCGGAACAGCGCAUGGUCCAUAGAAUCCAAAGGAUCAUGAUGGAGUGCCACAGGGAGAAGGUCCUCGCUGUGGAGAAAGCCAGGGCUGAAGAAAGACUGAUUGCCCAGCAAGCAAUUGAGGCCCAGAAAAGGAAAGCACUGGAGGAACUUAUGGCUACUGGUAUGACAGUUAUUAAGGAUCAGAAGAAGAGUGUAAACCAAAUGAUAAAGAACAAAGAACAUGAAAUAAACAUCUACUAUUGCUUGGCUCAGAAAAAGAAGCAAGAAGAGGCUCAGGAAGUGCUUCAAGAAGCAGAGAAAUCACAUCAGGCAUCGCUUGAAAAUGUGAUGGAUAAACUGGUGAACACUCAGGGGGAGCUGCUGUCUAUAGCAAAACAACUGGGAAUUAUGACAAAUUGGAAAGAUUUCCUGGAGGAGGAAUUACAGGAAACAAGGGCUGCAUUUCAGAAAUACAUCAAUUAUACAUUUCCUAAGCUUUCCCCAGGGCAUGCAGAUUUUAUUAUGCCAGAAAGAAAGAAAACACCUGCCAAUCUUGCUCAGGAGAAUGACACAACUCUUGAUUAGAACUCUUGGACUGAAAUUUCACUACAAAAGACUUUGUUGCAAAGAUUAAAUAAAUGCACUCAAAAACCGUUCAUUGAUCUCUGGCUAUAUGCAGAGUACUAUUGGGUUGUGAGCAUUGUGAUGGAUUAAAAAAUACUCAAAUGCACAUUCUAGGCUAGAGUGAAUUCCAAGUCUAAGGAGAAAAAACAGGAAUCGAAACUGAUCAGUAUGGG